Messenger RNA from Dalotia coriaria, 977 nucleotides. RefSeq lists its product as uncharacterized. The record is from RefSeq and is a predicted model, not a curated record. Lineage: Eukaryota; Metazoa; Arthropoda; Insecta; Coleoptera; Staphylinidae. The transcript is spliced from 2 exons. Bases 103 to 573 code for a protein of 156 amino acids.
UACAACUGACAGGGUGUACCUUCAAUUUGUGUCAAAUCGACUUGUCAUACAAACGUUCUAUUACCCAUCAGUGUAUAAAAUUAAACAGAGAAAAUUCGGAAAAUGGCGGAAUACGUUCGCGACACCAUUUUUAUCCUCAAAGUCUUUGAACUGAGUAUAUUGGUCAUGAUUUGGUUAGUUGGGGCCGCGAUAAUUCAAUCAGGCGUGUUUUGUUGCUGGUAUUGGGGCCUGGUGAUGCUCCUGGCCGGGUUAUGGACGCCUACAUACCUCACCGGCAUUAUGAUCUGGUACCACUCAAACAAGGACUACAUCCCAUCGUUAAUUUUCAACGCAUUGCUAACCAUGCUUUCUGGGGUGUCUUUGAUUGUGGGCUCCUUGGGGUACUUCGUCUAUCCACAUGGUAUAGUCGUCAAAGAAAUCACCUAUGGUUUGGAGACGAUACACUGUGGCAUUGGGUCCUUUUUAUUCGCUGCGUCUACAGUGGCUUUGGCAAUGUGGUUUUUCGCGGAUGCCAUGUACACCUUAUACUACUACCUCACUCUGGAGGAGGAAGAAGACCGCAAUGAGAAAUAAUGCUCUAUAUGAUUAUGCAAUAAUUGAAAAUUUCGCGUGAAGAUUCGCGAGUAAAAUUUAUACUUGAGUAAAAUUUUCCAGUGCUUUGUGGGAGGAUUUCUUCAUGAUGGAAUAGUUGUAAUCAGGCAAUUAUUCACGUGGUGUUGGCAAAAUUUCGCAAGACGCGUCGUGCCUUUAUUGUCCAUUGUGCCCGCGCCGGAGAGAUGCGCGAUGCAAACGAGCGUCAGUAUUAUUUAACAUCCAAUCAGUUCGUUCAGCUCAUCGCCGUAAAUCGCGACCGCACGGCGGAGAAGCGCGCGCGCGCGCGCCAAGCGAAAACACGUCCGCCGUGAUUUACUAAUGUAAUAAAUUAUACGAUUUUGUAAAUCACGACGCGGCAUUAAACGAUCCGUACGUUCGGCGCA